CUCCUUUCACUCACCAACGAAUCAAGCUAGCUAGGUAAACCGCUGCGUCCAACGUGCAACGGACGAUGGCGGGGGAGCCGCGUGCAACGCAAGAUGAAGAAGCCGAGUUAGACGCGGCCUGGCGUGCAAGGCAAGAGUCGAUGGCGGCGCUGCAGAAGACGAUGAUGGAGAUGUUCGGGCCGGCGGCCGAGCUGCUGCGGCCGGACCAACAUCUCCUGCCCGAGCCGGCGGCGUUGAAGAAGACCCUCCAGGAUGUGCGCAAGGACCUGCCAACACCCGAGCCGUGGUGGCUGCCGGAGCAUCUCGCGGCGCGUGAGACCGCGCUGGCGGGGCAGGAAACCACGGCGGCGCUGUGCGAAGCCGUGGAGGCGCUGCACGGCGACCUCGACGCAGAUGGAUCAGUCGACGCGUGUCUUAUCGAACGCCUGGCCAAGGCGAUUCUGGCGGAGUACCAAGCCAGAGAGGCGGACUACGAAGCCCAGCAGGCGCUGCACCAAGCCCUCCGGGUGUUCAAGUAAACCUACUAGUAGUACUACCGCACUUUUGUUCAGUUUGCUGAUGACUGCCGGACUCGAUGGCAAGCCUGUUUGCAUCGAGCUACGUAUAGCGAGCAGGUUUGUUUGGAGUCCCUGCUGCUUGCUAUCAACGCGUCGUGAACCAGAGUCGUGGGAUGGCAUGACAACGUCCGGGUCACAGUAUACGGGCAAACCUUCAUUUGAAGGUUUUAGAGAUGACACAUACAUAUUUACUUGAAA
Molecule: messenger RNA, 755 nt
Organism: Aegilops tauschii subsp. strangulata
Lineage: Eukaryota; Viridiplantae; Streptophyta; Magnoliopsida; Poales; Poaceae
Source: RefSeq, a predicted model, not a curated record